Emys orbicularis (European pond turtle) is the source of this 1734-nucleotide messenger RNA. RefSeq names its product solute carrier family 43 member 1 (gene SLC43A1). Gene Ontology annotation, biological process: neutral amino acid transport; transmembrane transport. NCBI's taxonomy places the organism in Eukaryota, Metazoa, Chordata, Testudines, Emydidae. The transcript has 14 exons. Gene Ontology annotation, molecular function: neutral L-amino acid transmembrane transporter activity; L-amino acid transmembrane transporter activity. The record is from RefSeq and is a predicted model, not a curated record. The coding region runs from base 1 to 1734 and encodes 577 amino acids.
AUGGCGCUGACGCUGCAUCAGGCGUACAAUCGGCGCUGGUGGAUGGCGUGCACCGCCGUCCUGGAGAACCUCUUUUUCUCCGCCGUGCUGCUGGGCUGGGGCUCCCUGCUCAUCAUGCUCAAGCAUGAAGGCUUCUACUCCAACAUGUGCACAGGUGAAAACAGGACCAAUGGCUCGGCUCUGGGGCUUCCCCCCCACCACUGGCCUAGCUGCGUGGAGCAGGAGGAGAUGCUGAACCUGGGCUUCACCAUCGGGUCCUUCCUGCUGAGCGCCGCCACCCUGCCCCUGGGGGUGCUCAUGGACCGUCUGGGGCCCCGGCCCCUCCGCCUCCUCGGCAGUUUCAGCUUUGCUGUCUCCUGCGCUCUGAUGGCCCUGGCUGCCUACGACCCCCCAGUUCUCUCCCCACUGAUUUUCCUCGGCCUGUCCCUGAAUGGCUUUGGGGGUAUCUGCCUGACGUUCACCUCGCUGACGCUGCCCAACAUGUUUGGGAACCUGCGCUCCACCUUCAUGGCGCUGAUGAUUGGCUCCUACGCCUCCUCGGCCGUCACCUUCCCCGCAGUCAAGCUGAUCUACGAUGCCGGCGUCUCCUUCAGCACCAUAAUGCUGACCUGGUCGGGCCUGGCCUGCCUCAUCUUCCUCAAUUGCCUGGUCAACUGGCCCAAGGAGUCCUUCCCGGCGCCCGAGGAGGCCAACUACACGAAGAAGAUCAAGUUGAGCGAGCUGGCACUGGAUCACAGGGUGACAGGCGAUCGGUUCUACACCCAUGUCACCACCGUGGGGCAGCGCCUGAGCCAGAAGGGGCCGUGCCCGCAGGAGGGCAAGGAGCUUUGCCCAUCCACGCAGGACCUGUGCCACGGGGCCACGGUCCCUGCUGAGUACUCGAUCCCCUUCCGCCGCAGCGUCUGCUCCCCCAUCUUCCUGUGGAGCCUGAUCACCAUGAGCAUAACCCAGCUGCGCGUCAUCUUCUACAUGGCAGCGAUGAACAAGAUGCUGGAGUUCCAGGUGACGGGCGGCAGCCAAGACGUGCCAGAGGAGCUGAUGGAGAAGGUUGAGGACACAGUUGGGUUCUACGCCUCCAUCUUCGGGGUCAUGCAGCUGCUCUGCCUCGUAACCUGCCCCUUCAUCGGCUACGUGAUGGACUGGCGCAUGAAGGACUGUGUGGACGGGCCGCUGGGCACGGGCGCCACUGCGGCAGCUGGGGCCGGGGCUGAGAAGUCGCCUGCUAGGCCCCGUUACCGCAAGAUCCAGAAGCUCACCAACGCCAUCCGGGCCUUCACCUUCACCAACCUGCUGCUGAUGGGCUUCGGGGUCACCUGCCUCAUCAAUAACCUACCUCUGCAGUUUUUGACCUUUGUCCUUCACACCAUGGUACGAGGCUUUUUCCACUCUGCCUGCGGGGGUCUCUACGCCGCCGUGUACCCGUCCAGUCACUUCGGCACGCUAACUGGCCUGCAGUCGCUGAUCAGCGCCAUCUUUGCUCUGCUGCAGCAGCCGCUCUUCAUGGUCGUGGUGGGGCCCCUGGCCGGCGACCCCUUCUGGGUCAAUUUUGGCCUCCUGAUCUUCUCUCUCCUGGGCUUCCUGCUGCCUUUCUACCUCUGCUACUUCCGGCGCGCCCUGCUCCGGGACCAGCCGGCGCUGGGAGAGAUCCCGGACCUGGCUGAGGGCGCCCAAGUCAAACUCCAGGACAGCGUGGCCCUCAAUGGCAUGCUGAGUGCUGACGACACUGCGGCAUAG